Naumovozyma dairenensis CBS 421 is the source of this 990-nucleotide messenger RNA. It is a transcript of the gene OTU1, whose product is annotated as ubiquitin-specific protease OTU1. Gene Ontology annotation, biological process: endoplasmic reticulum unfolded protein response; protein deubiquitination. Gene Ontology annotation, molecular function: cysteine-type deubiquitinase activity. NCBI's taxonomy places the organism in Eukaryota, Fungi, Ascomycota, Saccharomycetes, Saccharomycetales, Saccharomycetaceae. Gene Ontology annotation, cellular component: cytosol; nucleus. The coding region runs from base 1 to 990 and encodes 329 amino acids. The record is from RefSeq and is a predicted model, not a curated record. The transcript has a single exon.
AUGAGAUUGAAAAUCAGUGGUAUACCAGGCAAUCCUGAUAAAGUUAUUACAAUAGAGAAUGGAUCUAAUUUAUCACAAUUAAUUGGAGUUAUUAAAGAGUCUGUUAAUGGCAAUUCUGCUGAAUUCGAAUCCGGAUUAAAUGGAAUUAGAAUUGGAUAUCCGCCUCAAAGAAUAGAUAUCAAUGAUGAUAAUCUUAAUAAACCUGUUGAAGAGCUUGGUUUAAAAUCAGGUGAGAGAGUUACUUUAAUCAUUGAAGGAGGUGCUGUCCGUAAUAAUGAUUCUCAAGCAUCAAAUGUUAGUAAUAAUAAUAAAAAUGCGCAAUUACAAUCAUCAAGAAAAUUAAAAGAUACACAAAUGUAUAUUGAUACUUACGAUCGUGGACGUAAAAUUUUACAAGUUCAUAAGGUUCCUGAUGAUAAUUCAUGUCUUUUCCAUUCUAUAUCUUAUUGUAUGUAUAAUGAUAUUUCAUUAUCUGAUGAAUUAAGACAAUUGUGUUCACGUGUCAUUACACAGGAUAAGACGACGUAUAAUGAUGCCAUAUUGGGUAGACCAAAUAGAGAAUAUUGUGAUUGGAUCUUAAGGAAGGAUUCAUGGGGAGGUGGUAUUGAAUUAGCCAUAUUAUCUAAGGAAUUAGAUAUGGGAAUUUAUGUUUUAGAUAUGGAUGCCAUUAAAUUUGAAAAAUUUAAUGAUGAACAAUAUGAUAAAUUUUUCAUAAUAUUAUUUAAUGGGGUUCAUUAUGAUUCUAUUGAAUUAAUUGAUGAAAUGACCAAAGAGAAAUUAACUAUAUUUGAUAAAAGAGAUGAAUUAGGGGAUCUUGUAUUAAAGAAUAUUUUAAAAAUUGCCCAGCGAUUGAAAAGUAAAGGGUAUGCAUUUAAUACUCAAAAAGCUAAAAUAAUUUGUAAUAUUUGUAAGAUGAAAUUUGUUGGAGAAAGAGAUAUUGGAAGACAUGCAGAAUCUACAGGGCAUACUGAUUUUGGACAAAGUACAUGA